This is a messenger RNA of Xylaria bambusicola, 1728 nucleotides long. RefSeq names its product cytochrome c/c1 heme-lyase. Bases 246 to 1235 code for a protein of 329 amino acids. Gene Ontology annotation, cellular component: mitochondrion. Gene Ontology annotation, molecular function: holocytochrome-c synthase activity. The record is from RefSeq and is a predicted model, not a curated record. Gene Ontology annotation, biological process: cytochrome c-heme linkage. The transcript is spliced from 2 exons. NCBI's taxonomy places the organism in Eukaryota, Fungi, Ascomycota, Sordariomycetes, Xylariales, Xylariaceae.
UCGGCGCCUCCCGCCUAGAAUGGGUCCCGGAUUCUUAUCGUCCAUGAUCCAGUCCAAAAAAGUCGUGAUGGAACUUGAACUUUUUGCCUCUUGUCUCUCAGGGCUUUUAUACAAUAUCGCCAUUACUGUUCCCCUUUCGCAAUCUUCUCACACAAUCGAACUAAGACAUCACGUAGGGCGUAUCUCCUCACAUCUCUUGACGUCUCUUGAUAUCUCUUAUCAGACCCUGAUUCAUCGUCGUCAUCAUGGGCUGGUUUUGGGCCAACACUCCGACUCCUACAGCCCCUCCGUCCCAUCGCGCCUUUGCACGCAACGGUGCAACACCACCGCCAGGAUGUCCUAUGCACAAACACCAGAAAAGCGCUGAUGCCAUGGCUCCUCUGCCAUCAGCGUGCCCAGUAAAGCAUGAUGCUGGACCUCCGUCGGCAUGCCCCGUACCACACGCAUCCCAGACAGCUACCCCCGAGCCUGACUCUCAGUCUACCAUGUCCAAGCUGAAUCCGCUGAACUACAUGUUCAAGAACCUGUCACAGGAACGAGCUCCCAGUCAGACACACAUGUUACCUCUAGAGCGCGAACCCUCGACAAUACCUAGAGGAGACGGGGAAGGCAACUGGGAAUACCCUUCGCCACAGCAGAUGUACAAUGCAUUACUGCGCAAGGGUUACACCGAUACAGAUGUCACCGCUGUCGAAAGUAUGGUUGGCGUACACAACUUCCUGAACGAGGGCGCUUGGGGGGAGAUUAUGGAAUGGGAGAAACGCUUCGCCGGCGGACUCUACAAAGGCUGGCGCAAAUGCAGCCGGGGCGAGCAGAACUUUGAAGAGAACGUGAUAAAGUACGGCUAUGAGAAGGAGGUAGAGGAGCUGCAACCCAGUCUAGUGCGCUUCCAGGGCAGACCGAAGGAGAUGACGCCCAAGGCCGCCAUGAUUCAAGUCAUGGCUUGGAUAUAUCCCUCCAAGUUCCAGACGGAACCUCCCUUCGAUCGACAUGACUGGUACGUCUCACGUGACGUGAACGGAGAGAGAAAGGAGGUUCGCUAUAUCAUUGACUACUAUUCCGGAGAGCCCGAGCCCACAGGAGAGCCAGUCUUCUACCUCGAUGUGCGCCCUGCCCUUACGCCCACUACUGCUGUUGAGCGAACCUUACGUUGGGGCUGUGAUGUUUGGUGGAGAGCAUCAGGGGGCGACGCUCGCGAAAUGGCAAGGCAACAAGACAGCUCGAAGAAGCAAUGAUUUACCCUUUUUUUCAAAAUGUCUUAAAAAAUAACUUAUUUGCAGCGGUCUGGCGUUUUAUUGGGAUUAUCUGGGUAUGUACAACAUGGGAGGUUUUGGUGUAUCUUUACCGAGGCCGGAGUUACCUCGUGACGCAUCACGACUCUUAUAUGACCUUUAUCAACUAUAUCCAUGUAAUUCUGUAUAGUAACGCGCACUGGUGCCCCGCCUCAGUUCAAGGACGAGGGGUCGAAGAUUCCGUCACAUUCCUCUACACUCAGAACAUCAUUGAGGCACCCCUGCAAUGUGUAUAGAAAAAGUAGCGCGAAAUAAACUAACUAUGUAUAAACCGGGUAAAAGAGGGUAUCCGCCUGACAAGCUGGCGUAUGAAUUCCCCGGAUUUGCUGAAUCCAAGCGAUUGGAUAUUAAUCCCAUAUCGACGUGACGUUCUUGGUGGGGGGUGGUCAGCCGAUCGGCUUUUCCAAGGGAUGCAGGGCCGUGCCACAAUCGGAAA